Panicum hallii is the source of this 951-nucleotide messenger RNA. RefSeq lists its product as uncharacterized. The record is from RefSeq and is a predicted model, not a curated record. NCBI's taxonomy places the organism in Eukaryota, Viridiplantae, Streptophyta, Magnoliopsida, Poales, Poaceae. Bases 88 to 669 code for a protein of 193 amino acids. The transcript has a single exon.
UUUAUAUAUACGCAUCAAACGCCUGGCGCGACUCUACACCGCACCAUUUCGCCCCACGCUGACAAGAGCGCUCGCAGUCUCGCAUCGAUGUACUCGUGCGAGCAGGACCACACAGCGGCGGCGGCGCGCACCGCGCUCGCCAACACGGGCUACCAGCCGUGCGCCGCGCGCCGCUCGCUCCAGCUCGCGGCUCACCAUCAGCCCGGCAAGCAAGCAGUACCCCCGGCCGCGGCCGCCUUGCAGCCGCGGCGCGGGAAGAACAAGAAGCACGGGUCGUCGCGGUCGCGGCCGUCGUCGUCGCGCCGGUCGUCGACCACCGUGGUGGCCACCGACGUCGACAACUUCCGGGCCAUGGUGCAGGAGCUCACCGGCUUCCCGGCAGCCGCCAUCUUCCGCCCGCUGCCGCGCAGGGUGCACGCGGCCAGCCCCUUCGCCGCCGGCGGCGGCGGCGCGGGACAGGGAUGCUCCGGUAGCGAUCGGCAUGGGCACGGCGGUUCGGAGGCGACCAACAAUAGUACUGCCGGCGGCGUCGGCAGCAGCAGCCCCGACGCUCCGGCCCCGCUGCCUGCGAUGGCGCCGCCGCUGGGCGUGUUCGACUUCGACGGGCUGACGGACCUCGGGUCGCCGGAGUUCGACACCUCCUGGGGAGAUCUGUCCAUCGAGUACUAAGCACUCGUUGGGUCCUCUUUGGCCGGCCGGCUAGAUUAAUGGAUCGUUCAAGGAUGGUAACCUGGCUGGUCAUUAAUUUCCUUGCGCUCAUGUGUUCUGCGCAUGUUGUUCUGUGCUCCCAUGUGUAACAUGAUGGCAGCACUGCUUAUUGUUUUCAAAAGGUAUGCGUUAAUCAUGCUCAUGUAAGCAAAUCACCAUACUCUGGAUUGGCUUCGUUGACUUUUGUAAUCACACAGUGUUUUCUUUUAGACAAUGGAAAGCGUUGUGACCAUUUGCAUCCAA